Cylindrotheca closterium is the source of this 725-nucleotide messenger RNA. The record is from the annotation of a GenBank genome assembly. NCBI's taxonomy places the organism in Eukaryota, Bacillariophyta, Bacillariophyceae, Bacillariales, Bacillariaceae.
AUGAUUCGUCUGAGGCUUGUCAAGACAAAUGAACAGGAAGCCGAUGAACAGGAAGAAGACAAAACUACAGAACACAAUGGACUUCCCCAUGGGUUCCAGAUGAUGAAGGAAUUGGUACUUCCGUGGCUUAAUAGUUGGAGCGUUGUUUGUGCUGACUCUUACUUUGCUUCUGUUACAGCUGCGGAGGAAAUGCUCCGUCUUGGGAUGUACUUCAUUGGUGUAGUCAAGACAGCCAAUAGGAACUUUCCUCAGGAAUACCUAUCGGGUGUUGAGCUACAAAACCGCGGCGAAUUCAAGGGGCUUAAUAAUAAAUUCAACAAUCCAACUCUCCUUGCAUUUGUCUGGGUUGAUCGCGACCAGAGGUAUUUCAUUGCAACCACGUCAUCCCUUCAAGUUGGAGAAGGGUACUGGCGGACACGUUGGAGACAACUAGUUAACGACAGGUACACAGCUCCUGAGCGAGUUGACUUUGAAAUACCACAGCCAAAGGCUUGUGAAGUCUACUACUCAACCUGUGGAAGGGUUGAUCAGCACAACCGCCAUUGUCAAGACACCCUGCAGUUGGAACAAAAAUUGAAGUGUCACUCAUGGCAUAUCAGAGUGGGUAUUUCCAUAUUGGGAAUUAUCAUCACUGAUACUUGGGCCGUAUACAAGCAAGCUACAAAUACAACAGAGACACAGAAGACCUUCCAUUCCUACCUUGCAGAGGAGCUAAUAGACAACAG